Molecule: messenger RNA, 2232 nt
Organism: Paecilomyces variotii
Lineage: Eukaryota; Fungi; Ascomycota; Eurotiomycetes; Eurotiales; Thermoascaceae
Product: MFS sugar transporter
Exons: 7
Coding region: 421-2232 (603 amino acids)
Biological process (GO): transmembrane transport
Cellular component (GO): membrane
Molecular function (GO): myo-inositol:proton symporter activity
Source: RefSeq, a predicted model, not a curated record
AGGCGUUUGCUUCAAACCAAAGGGGUGCCGGAGUUCGGCGCCAUUUCAUAAGUCUCGCAUCAACCGCACGGCAGGCUUGCUUCCUUGCCGUUGACGCCGCAACUUUGACAAUGCUUGUGUUGAGCCAAGGGCGCCACGCGCAGUCCCACAACGGCUAGGGAAACAGUAGCGAAUAGUUAUCGAUCUAGCAAGUAGUAAGCAGAAACUUAUGCAGUAUAAAAACGUGAGAGCGUGGAGAAUCUGGGGAAACAUGGAGAUAAUCUGGGGUCUGAAGGCGUGGAGAAAAGGAGACUGGGGAAGAGGACUCCCCGAUGACGAAAACUGCGGUGAUCGAUAGCCGCGAUCAGGAGACUAGAGCCGGGAUGAAACUGGAUCUGGGGCUCUAAGCGCUGGAUAGGGUUGCGAUACGCUCUGUCCUAUAUGGAUGGCGAGGAAAAGGAGCACGAGAGCCCUGUGAGCCAGGAACAUGCCGAGUUGGCAAGGGAAGGUCGAGGAGUUUUUGAUAUCGAUGAGAGACCCACUAAUAAAUUGAGCGCUGUUUUCGAGAACCCCCUAGCCGGUGUACCUCGCGAGCGAUUAUUCGAGGACGUGGAGAAAUUCUGUAAACAGUUUGGUCUUGAAGAACAUGUCGAAACCUUUCAGAAGGGUGCUCUUGUCUCGCAGAAUCCGUCAGGGGCGCAAGACCUCGUGGAGCUGUCACAGGAGGAAAAAGAAUUCCUGCGCCGAGAAUAUACAAACAAAUGGUCGCAGCCAUGGCAACUUUAUUUUAUGGCCGCUAUGUGCUCAUUAGCUGCUGCGGUGCAAGGAAUGGACGAGACUGUCAAUAACGGAGCCCAAGCAAUUUAUCUCAAGAGACUGAACGUCACUACCGAGCGAUUUUCGAAGAACAUGGUUGAUAGUCUAACUGGCCUCAUCGUGGGAGCUCCAUACCUUGCUUGCGCAGUGCUGGGUUGCUGGCUUACGGAACCUCUGAAUAGAUAUUUCGCCCGGCGUGGAACAAUAUUUAUAUCUUGUGCCAUAGCCGCGGUGGCUUCUAUUUGGGAAGGUGUGGCCAACUCAUGGGUGAAUCUCUUCAUAGCUCGUUUCGUCCUUGGUCUCGGAAUCGGCUCGAAGUCAUCCACAGUACCAGUAUACGCAGCAGAAUGCUCCCCUCCGCCUAUUAGAGGAGCCCUGGUCAUGAUGUGGCGGAUGUGGACUGCUUUCGGUAUUAUGCUUGGGAACAUCAUGGGUGUGGCAUUCAUGAGUCUCUCUGAUGAUCUCUCAUGGCGUCUUAUGUUGGGUUCCACCGUGGUUCUGCCCGUAAUCGUCUGCGCCCAAGUUUACUUCUGUCCUGAGUCUCCCAGAUGGCUUAUCGAACAUGGCAAGAUCAACAAAGCCUUCCAGUCGUUCCGAGUGUUAAGAAACAGUGAUAUCGAAGCUGCGCGUGACCUCUAUUAUGCGUAUGUUGGCGUUGAGCUUGAGAAGAAUGUCAACAAGGGCAAGAACUUUUUCACCAUGUUUAUGGAGCUGUUCACAGUUCCCCGCAACGCUCGUGCGACAUUAGCCAGCUGGAUCGUCAUGUUCAUGCAGCAGUUCUGUGGAGUAAACGUGAUCGCGUACUACAGCACUACUAUUGAAUGUGAUGAUUCGGGAUAUAGCAUCCAAUCGGCACUCCUGGCCUCAAUGGGGACUGGCAUACUCAACUGGGUCUUUGCCCUUCCGGCAUUUUUCACUAUUGACACCUGGGGACGGCGCAAUCUGCUACUGUUCACUUUCCCCUUCCUUGCGAUCACCUUCAAGAAGAGACUCGCCAUGGUCACGACGGGAAUGUAUUUAUUCGAGGUGUUUUACUCACCGGGAGAAGGGCCCGUACCAUUUACAUAUUCAGCCGAAGCCUUUCCACUACACGUCCGGGAGGUAGGCAUGUCAUGGGCCACAGCCACGACUUGGUGCUUCAAUUUCGUCCUAUCAUUCACGUGGCCCCAUCUUGUGAAUGCGUUCCAACCUCAGGGAGCGUUUGGAUGGUACGCUGCCUGGUGUAUUGUGGGAUGGUUCCUUGUGCUGCUGUUCGUCCCAGAGACGAAAGCUCUCACUUUGGAGGAAUUGGACCAGGUAUUCUCUGUCCCUACAAGCAAGCAUGCCGCCUAUCAGGUUAGAAAUGCAAUCUGGCACUUCCGUGUUUGGGCCCUUCGUCAGAAGCUUGAACCUCUACCUCCAUUCUAUCAAGGUGCAGAGAAUCUCAAUGAUUCAUGA